AUGUGGAAAGUCGAUUUCAAUCGUUUGUUUGAGAAUUAUACUAACAACCGUAGAUAUCAAGAGAGCACCGUUGCUGCUCUUCUGUUCGGUAAUACUUCGUUGGCAGAAAUAACAAACGUUUUGUUUGGUUGUUUAUCAGAUUUUGAUGCCACAUUGGAUCUGAUACGCUUCAUUGAAAGUUCAUUACCUUCAAAUGUUAGUUUUCUCGGUACAUUGUCCCUCAUUAAUGUGGAAUAUCCUUACGAUCUGAAUUCAUUAGCUGUAUCUGUAGAAAGCACGGAAGGAUUCUUGAUGCUGUUUGCUGAUACAACAUCACUCGAAGUUCGAGACGUUGAUAGCAUUUUGAAAUUGAAUAAAGAGAUUGCUUUGCGACCGUCUUCUAUGAAAUCUUGUUAUGAUUUAUUGGUCCGGACAUCACUGUGGCUAAAUGUAAAUGUAAAUAUAAGUGGCAAGAAAAAUCUUGACGAAGUAAGCAACGCCGUCCUUUCGAAACUGGAUAAUAUUGAGUCCCUGUGUUUCACAUUUUCGAAUAAUAGUUUUGUCUUGGGUGGAAAUGAAGUAAUCGAUGCGAAGCAACUUAAUAAAGAAAUGCUACAAAUAAGUGGAUGUUUAUCCAAUGGAAAGAAAUUCGUAGAUUUUACACCAAUGAUACCGGUCAAGAAAAAUUCUGGUGACUUUUUACCGAAGCUUGUUCCAAUUGUAAAAAUUAGGAAAGAUUUUGCUGUAUUUUGCAACGUGAGAGCCGUGAUAACUUCGGUGGCUGAAAUACAGUCCGAUGAUGGUCCAACAGAUAUUCUCAUCCUAUUGCGAAGAGCACUGAAACGGACAGUAUAUCUUACUGAACGGUGUUUGUGUGAAUUUCUCAAUUUUAAUUGUGAACGUUUAACAAAUGUUAGAUGCAGUGUAUUUUCAACGAACAAUGGGUUACUGUCAGUGGUUUAUCCUGAUAUCCAAGAUGACAUGGUGUUACGAAAUUAUCGAGCAAGACUUCAUCGUAUUUUUAAUCUACCCUCUUACAAGCCGAUCUUGAGGCCUGCUCAAUCUCUUCAAUUUAAUCCUGAGGCGCAGAAAGUACUGCAGAAUCCUCAUUUGCAUAUCAGAUCUUAUAAACCAAAAGGAAAAGUAUAUAUUAUCAGUGGCUCUUAUAACUACCACCACUACAUGCAAGACGGGAUAAAUGACAGCGGUUGGGGUUGUGCUUAUCGUUCUUUCCAAACAUUGUGGUCUUGGUUUGUUCUUCAAGGUUAUAUCGACAAACCUACUCCAACGCAUCGUGAGAUUCAGCAAAGUUUGUACGAUUGUGGCGAUAAAGAUGCGAUGUUUGUGGGAAGUCAACAAUGGAUUGGAUCUAUAGAGCUUGGUUACUGUUUUGAAAAUAUGGCUGGCAUUGAAUCACGGGUGCUUACGACAAAUUCAGGCACAGAAGUAACAGGAAAUAUUCGUCAGUUGGCACUUCACUUUAAAACACAUGGUACACCCAUUAUGAUUGGUGGUGGUAUGUUAGCUCAUACGAUUCUAGGUGUUGAUUUCAAUGAAUCAACAGGUGAGGCAUCAUUUUUGGUUUUGGACCCUCACUAUUCCGGCGAUGAGGAUUUGCAUACAAUAAUAACGAGAGGUUGGUGCAGUUGGAAAAUGCCGAGUUUUUGGAAACAAGAAUAUUUCUAUAAUUUAUUGUUACCUAUCCCGCCACAAAAUGUUAUUUAA
Brugia malayi is the source of this 1704-nucleotide messenger RNA. RefSeq lists its product as uncharacterized. NCBI's taxonomy places the organism in Eukaryota, Metazoa, Nematoda, Chromadorea, Rhabditida, Onchocercidae. The record is from RefSeq and is a predicted model, not a curated record. The transcript is spliced from 12 exons. The coding region runs from base 1 to 1704 and encodes 567 amino acids.